This is a messenger RNA of Ipomoea triloba (trilobed morning glory), 741 nucleotides long. RefSeq lists its product as uncharacterized. Lineage: Eukaryota; Viridiplantae; Streptophyta; Magnoliopsida; Solanales; Convolvulaceae. Bases 1 to 741 code for a protein of 246 amino acids. The transcript has a single exon. The record is from RefSeq and is a predicted model, not a curated record.
AUGGCAUUCCGGACCCCAACGAAGUUUAAGUUACCUGAAAUCCUGACGUAUGAUGGAAUUAGAGAUCCUCGGGAGCACCUGCUUAGCUUCCAGGCUCAGAUGCAGAUUCAUGGAGCUGAAGAUCCUUUGAUGUGUAAAGCUUUCCUAACGACUUUAACUGGUUCAGCGCAAAGGUGGUGCAUGAGGUUGCCCGAGCAUUCUGUGAACAGUUUUGCGCAGUUGGCCGAGCUCUUCUUGACCAAUUAUGCUGCCUACUUGCGUCCUAAGAAGAAUUUCAUGUACAUGUUCAGGGUUAUGCAAGACCCUAAUGAGUCACUUAGGUCAUUCCUAGCGAGAUGGCAGAAAGAGGUUCACACAGUGGACGAUUUGGAUGAUAAGACAAUGUUAAUCUUGUUUAUGGAAAAUCUAAGGUUGGGGAAGCUGUAUACCUACCUCCAUACUGAGUGGUCGAGCUCGUACGCUCAAGCCAUUCAAAGAGCUAAUCAACAGGCUGACACAGAGGACACGACAAAGCAGAAAAAGAUCCAGGAAGGAGGGUCGUCCCGACUUAAAAAGCCUCGUCUAGAGGAACCGCGAACCGGAAGAUUUGAUAAGAGUCGAUUAGGCCGACAAGAGACUAGUCGGAACCCUGAAAAAACGGGUGUCCCAUCGUUUCACCAGCAGCCGAUCGCGGUUCAAGAAGUUCAAGCUCAACCUCUGUCUGAGAUACGACCGACUAAUACGCCCCCGACCGUUGGGUAG